AUGAUUUUUGUAUACCAUGAGUGUAACAAUAAUAGUCGAAAAUCACUGGAGUUAUAUAGAGAAAGAUUUCCUACUAGAAAUCAACCUUCCCGAAUGAUUUUCUCACGUUUAGUAAACUGCUUAAAGAAAACUGGUCAUUUUCCUGACGGAAAACACCAGUCGCACAUGAGAAAUGUGACCCAUAUUGCGGCAGAAGAAAAUGUUAUUACAUAUUUUAUAGCAUUUCCGAAUACAUCUUUAUCCAAAGCAUCUAAAGAUCUUGGUAUACCGAAAACAUCAGUACACAGAAUUCUAAAAAGGCAAAAUAUGUUUCCUUAUAAAAUUCAUAUAGUUCAACAUCUUCGUGCUACUGAUUAUGAUAAACGUAUGAAUUUCAUUGCUUGGUUUAAGGUUAUGAUGGAAGAUGAUCCUUCACUUAUAAAUAAAAUAUUAUGGACCGAUGAAUGUAAGUUCCAAAAUAAUGGCAUAUUGAACCGUCAAAAUUCUCGGUAUUGGAGUGAAAAAAAUCCUUGUUGGAUGAGAGAAAGUAAAUUUCAAGUCAUGUGGAGUAUAAAUGUGUGGUGUGGAAUUAUAGGUGAUACUUUGGUAGGCCCAUAUUUUUUUGAAGGUAUAUUAACCGGGGAAAAAUAUUUACACUUUUUACAAAAUAUUUUGCCCAUAUUAUUGGAAGAUGUGCCUCUUGACGUACGGACUGAUAUGUACUUCCAACAAGAUGGUUGCCCAGCUCAUAAUGCUAAGAUUGUAAAAGCAUUCUUAAACGACACAUUUGGUGAAAAAUGGAUUGGAACAGUUGGCCCAAUUCCAUGGCCUCCAAGGUCUCCAGAUUUAACAUACAUCAAUGACAUGAAAGAAAAAAUAAAAUCUGCAUGUUUUGAAUUGUCGAAAGAAACAUUAAAAAAUUCCACUGGAAGGAAGUUAAUGGAACGUUUCGAAAACUGUAUGCAAGAAGCUGGACAUCAAUUUGAACACCUAAUGCAAUAA
Macrosiphum euphorbiae (potato aphid) is the source of this 981-nucleotide messenger RNA. NCBI's taxonomy places the organism in Eukaryota, Metazoa, Arthropoda, Insecta, Hemiptera, Aphididae. The record is from the annotation of a GenBank genome assembly.